AUGUAUACCCUUGGUAUUACGUCUCCUGAUUCGACAUGGUACAUGGACACGAAUGUGACGUCCCACAUGACAUCUCAACAAGGCAUUUCGAUAAGGCCUUAUACAAAUAGUAUGUUCCUCUCUCAACGAAAGUAUGCGUAUGAGAUUGUAGACUGUGCAACUAUGUCAUCUUGUAAGUCGUUGACUACGCCGAUUGAUAACACACCAAAACUUGGGGCUUCAGUCUCUUCUACUGUGUUAGAUUCUUCUUUGUACCACAACCUGAUUGGUACUCUACAAUAUUUGAUAUUUUUUCAUCCUGAUAUCACGAAUGCGGUUCAACAAGCUUGUCUAUUCAUGCAUGAUCUUUGGGAGGCACACAUGGCAAUUUUAAAGAGAAUUAUUUGGUAUAUUCAAGGAACUCUUGAUUUUGACAUUCAUUUAUCUCCAUCCUAUGUUACAUUCCUCUUAGCUUAUACUGAUGCUGACUAG
Impatiens glandulifera is the source of this 471-nucleotide messenger RNA. RefSeq lists its product as uncharacterized. NCBI's taxonomy places the organism in Eukaryota, Viridiplantae, Streptophyta, Magnoliopsida, Ericales, Balsaminaceae. Bases 1 to 471 code for a protein of 156 amino acids. The record is from RefSeq and is a predicted model, not a curated record. The transcript has 2 exons.